AUGCGUAAUUUAUUAGCUGCCAACCCAGUAGAUGGUAUCCAUGAAAUUCGCGCUUACCGACUGGAUGUUCGGCUACCGUACUGCUUCUGUGGCAGAUAUGAUGACCACCAAAUUCCACAAGAUAUUUGCGUUUAUUUCCAUAUUGCUCCUAUCUUCGGCUCGUGCUUUUCGGCAAUGCUCCUUCUUAAUUUGGCCAUAGACAGACUUCUAUCGCUGACAGCUUUCUACGAAGUCCUGUCCACUUCUUACGUCAAGUUCUACAUAGCGGCGCAGCUUCUACCAGGUUGCAUAUUUGCGGUUAUCGUAGACGUUCUGAUAAUUAUUAAUCGUACAGCAGAAGAAAAAGUCGUGUGCACUCUGGCGAUGCCAUUACGUCCACCUAUCAAUGAAAUUUAUAUCAAAACGAUUGCUAUAGUAUCUUUGUCACUGAUAAUUUGCUAUAGUACCGAAAAUAUGAAAAGCGUUUAUCGAUCCUUGAUUGUUAUUAGUCUUACAAUCGUUUUUGGAAAUUUUGGAGCAAUGGCCGUUGCGUUGACAGAUGAUCUUACGAAUCCUUCGAUCUCUCCGAUAUUACUGGCAGGGCUUCUAAUGAAUUUCGGCACUACAGUCAACUUUUUUGCUUAUUACUUAUUGAGCUCUCAGUAUCGUGAUGUUUUCGAUAACGUUCUUGGAAUUGGUCGCCUGAAGAAGUUCUUUCAAGCGAAGAAGUUAACAAGUGUUCAACAAAUAUCAAUCCGUACCGCGACUCACACCAAUAGCACCAAUCCGUGA
Molecule: messenger RNA, 771 nt
Organism: Haemonchus placei
Lineage: Eukaryota; Metazoa; Nematoda; Chromadorea; Rhabditida; Trichostrongylidae
Source: the annotation of a GenBank genome assembly